UGAAGGUCAUUAGUCCUCCACUAGGCUUCCUCCGCGUCCUUGGCCUUCCUCUCCGCCGAGCUUUCCCUCACCCCAAUGUAUCAUACAACUAAUGUUUAAUUGAGACAAAUCCAGAAUUGUAUGAACAUUGAUCUUCCCCCCUCCACCCCACUCCGUGAGUGGGCUGGGCCGUGGGCCGGAAGCGGAAGUGCUGGCCAGUGUCUGCGGGUUCCGCUCUAGCUAUGGAGGAGGCUCCGAUCAGGGAACCGGUGCUGGACGCCAAAUCAGAGGUCACCUGCCAGCUUAUAGAUUUUCAGUGGAAACUGGGCAUGGCUGUGAGCUCUGACAGCUGCAGAUCCCUCAAGUAUCCGUAUGUGGCAGUGAUGCUGAAAGUAGCCGAUCAUUCUGGCCAAGUGAAGAGCAAGGCCAUCGAAAUGACAAUCCCACAGUUUCAGAAUUUCUACAGACAGUUCAAGGAAAUUGCUGCUGUAAUGGAAACUGUGUGAGAACUGACUUAUGAUUCUAAAGUAAUGGACUCUACUUUUCAAAAAAGAACUGCAUAUGGAUCAAAGGAUAUUUAUACACGAAAACUGCACUUCUAGGGCUGGAGAGAUGACUCAGAGGUUAAGAGAAAUGGUUGCUUUGCCAGAGGAUCUAGGUUUAAUUCCCGGUACCCACAUGGCAGCUCACAACUGUCUGUAACUCCAGUAUCAGGGGACCCUUCACCCUCCCACAGACAUCUGUGCAGGUAUAAUUUUUAUACCAAUGGUAUAAAAUAAAAAAAUUAAAGAAUUUCACUUUCUAAUUUUUUCCCAAUUGUUAAAAAAAAUCUGUUAAAUUCAGAUUAUUUUAGUGGUGACCAAAGCUUUGCCUUUUUAAUGAGCUAAAAGUGUCUGUGUUGAAUACUAAUGUGUGUAUAUGUAAUUAUAUCUUUUUUUUGUAAUUAUAUCUUAACAAAUGAGUAAAUACUAUUCUUAAAUGCAGCACAGCUUUGUAUAUCAGGAGAAAAAUUUCAAAUCUUACUGAUACAGAUCUAACUUUAUGAAUAAAAUCUUGUCUGGAACUUA
Messenger RNA from Peromyscus maniculatus bairdii (prairie deer mouse), 1046 nucleotides. It is a transcript of the gene Commd6, whose product is annotated as COMM domain containing 6. NCBI's taxonomy places the organism in Eukaryota, Metazoa, Chordata, Mammalia, Rodentia, Cricetidae. The record is from RefSeq and is a predicted model, not a curated record. Gene Ontology annotation, molecular function: NF-kappaB binding.